Messenger RNA from Chenopodium quinoa (quinoa), 3379 nucleotides. RefSeq names its product protein NETWORKED 2A-like. The transcript has 2 exons. The record is from RefSeq and is a predicted model, not a curated record. Gene Ontology annotation, molecular function: actin binding. The coding region runs from base 560 to 3379 and encodes 939 amino acids. NCBI's taxonomy places the organism in Eukaryota, Viridiplantae, Streptophyta, Magnoliopsida, Caryophyllales, Amaranthaceae.
CUUUAAAAAUGUCAUAAAUGUUACAAAUGCUUUUGAUCAAAAACUCAAAAUACCGAUUUUUUUAUUCAACCUUGUCACAGUCGAUUUGUUUUUGGACUGGUACUCAUUCUUAAAUGAGACGUUUUACUUGUAGAUAAAUUGGAUAUCGAAAUCAUUUAGAAUAUAGAUAGAGUUAUCCUUUUAUAGAGGAUAAGCUGUCAAUAAAAAUACAUCAUAUAUAUUUUAUUACAAGUAAAGCGUCAAAUUUAUCUAAAUAGUUACAAAGAUAAUAAUUGUAAAAAAAAAAAAAAAAAAUCAAAUUGCCCAAGAGAAGCUCACUGUAAUCUUAUGGCAGUCCCUAAAAAUUAGGCGAUAUGUCCUCCCUUCCAAGUUUAUGGUAAAAUCCACAUGCACAAAAAUUUUGUGCAUUUUCUUUUGAUACGUUGAAAUUUUCUUCUUUUAAGUAUUUUGACAUAGAAAAUUGACAAAAUUAUUCUUUGUACAUAAUUGUCAUUGAUUCAUAAAAACAUCGAGAUAUAAAAAAAGCUUAAACAAAGAGAAGCAACAAAGGAAGAAAAAGAUGCUGCAUAGGGCAGCAACAAGUGCAUAUUCGUGGUGGUGGGCUAGCCAUAUUCGAACCAAACAGUCAAAAUGGCUAGAGCAGAACCUACAAGAUAUGGAGGAGAAAGUACAGUUCAUGUUGAAGAUCAUAGAGCAAGAGGGAGACUCAUUUGCCAAAAGGGCCGAAAUGUACUACAAAAAGAGGCCAGAGCUCGUAAGUUCUGUAGAAGAGUCAUAUAGAGCAUAUAGAGCUUUAGCAGAGAGGUUUGAUCAUUUAUCAAAGGAUCUACAAUCUGCUAACAGAACCAUUGCCACUGCUUUCCCGGAACAAGUCCAAUUAUCUAUGGAGAGCGACGAUGAAGACAAUUUAGCAGGCUCUACUUCUACUUCUCCUUCCCCUGAUAGCUUAUCGAUGAGAAACUCAUCCCCUAAAAAUUUGCCAAAACCUCCAAAACUUCCCACUCCUAGGACGGCUAAUGCCAAAGCACAAGCUAUGUUGGCCUCAAGGAGAGAGCAGCUCAGAAAAAAUCUCACUACUUCAGGCACUGUAUUGACUGCCAAUUCAGGGCUAAGCAAGGAAGAAGCAUUCAAAGAAAUCGACACAUAUGAAAAAGAGAUUUUGAUCAUGCAAACAGAGAAGGAAUUUAUGAAGAGCUCGUACGAGAAUGCACUGGCAAAGUUCUUAGAGCUUGAGAGUAAGAUCACUGAUUCACAAACCAAAAUUGGCAAUUUGCAGGAUGAGUUUGGGUUUGGCGCGGUCAUUGAAGACUAUGAGGCACGUAAUCUGAUGGAAGGAUCUGCGCUAAGGUCAUGCGCCAAGGCCUUAGCCAAGUUGCAAGAGGAACAAGAAAAGUCAAUAUAUGAGGUGAAGGAUGAGUACAACAGAAUCAAAGAAGCCCAUGACAGGAUUGAAGCUCUAAAAAAACACUGUGGACAGAAUGAAGAGAGCUCCAAAGAAGGUUCGAUGAUGGGAUCAAGCUUCAAUGAAACAAUUGUUAGUAUUGAAAUAGAGGAUGGAAUAGAAAAUGUGGAUGCACUACGGGAGAAUAUAAGGGCGCAAUUGAAGCUGAAUUCUAGCACAGCUUUCACUGAGCCAGAGAUGGCUGAGAAGAUUGAUAAUCUAGUAGACAAAGUAGUCAGUUUGGAGGCUACAGUUUGUUCACAAAACGCCCUGGUGAAGAGAUUAAGACAAGAGAUAGAUAGACUUUUGGGGCAUAUUAAGAGCUUAGAAGAGCAAAAACAUCAACUGCAAGAAGAUUCUGUAAUGAGAAAUAGGUUGAGAGAAUUGGAAGAAGAGCUUGUCAAAGUUAAAAGCUAUAACAAAGUAGUUGCAGAUAAAAAUAGCAGCAUUGAUGCAGAAAUUACAGGAGCUAGUUUCAAACUUGAUCAUCUUCAGGAGAAAUUGAACGAUGUAAAGCCAUAUGAAGGGGUUGAGUACUCCAAUGAAGGAAAAUCUGAACAAGAAGCAGAAGAAGAACAAAAGGAGGAGAUCAGAGAAAACAAUUCUGAGAAGGAGAGCUAUAGUAGUGAUACUGAGCCACAAAAAGAGAUGAAUGAGGUAGAAGAAGAGGAAGAGAAGCAAGACAUAUCAAGGACCGCGGAAAGUACCGUUGAAACUGAAAUACAAAUAGGCGAAGAAGAUGGACUUAAUUGGAGGCAACUCUACAUGAACAAUAUUGAGGAAAGAGAGAGGAUUUUGGUAGAAGAAUACAGCAUAAUCCUCAGGGACUACAAAGACAUAAAGAUUAAGCUUAGUGAAAUGGAGAAAAAGCACAGAGACAAUAUUUUUGAAAUGGCAAGUCAUGUGAGGGAAUUAAGAAAUACAGUUGCAGCUAAGGAUGAGGAAAUUCAAAUGCUACGAAAUAAGCUUAGCGCUCUUCAAGGAAACGGAGAUGGAAAUACGGAUUUAUGGCUGGAAGAACAUAGUGGGAUGAAACAGGAAGAUCAGAGUGAAAACAAGGAGUUUCAUGAUUUGGGACCUUCCUCCCAUAGCACUGAACCAGAGAGGAAGCCACUUUUCUAUCAUUUGUAUGGAGAAGGUGUUGUUAUCAAUGAAACAGUUGAAGAUAACGAAAAUGAAUAUGAGAACAUAGCUUCACCUAGUAAAGAAUUAGUAAAAAGAGAGAACAUAAACCUUGUUACUAAGACAAGGUCAGUUUCAAGAACUGAAGGCAGGCUUCGUUCAGAGCUUGAUAAUUUACUAGAGGCAAACCUUGAUUUUUGGUUAAGGUUCAGCACCGCGUUUCACCAGAUUCAAAAGUUCCAGACCUCGAUCACAGACCUGCAAGCAGAGUUAGCAAAGUUAAAGCAAACUCAGGAAAACGGAGUAUGUGAUAGGGCCCAACAUCAAGCAAAAUCAGAUGCUAGACCUCUAUACAAACAUUUGAGAGAGAUACAGACCGAACUUACUUUAUGGUUAGAACAUAGUGGAGUAUUUCAGGAGGAACUACGAAGUAGAUUCUCCUCAUUGAACAGCAUUCAAAAUGAGAUCACAAAACUAUGGAAAACCAAUUCCAAAGAAGAGAACGGCUUAAGUGAUUAUCAAUCAGCCAAGUUCCAAGGAGAGAUUCUUAAUAUGAAGCAUGAAAACAGCAAGGUUGCUGAAGAACUACAAGCCGGUGUUAACCGUGUCAAAGCACUCAAGUUUGAGAUUGGAAAAGCACUGGUGAAGUUAGACAAAGAGUUUCGUCUCUCUGAUUCAAAGGGUUGUGUAACAAAUCCACCGAUCAAGCCAAGAAUCCCACUGCACACAUUUCUGUUCGGAAUGAAGCUUAAAAAGUAUAAGAAACCACCAACACAAUCAAUGUUUGCUUGUGUCACAAACCGAUCAUUAUCUUAA